AUGAAUAACGAUAGACAAGACCAACUGUUUAGUGAUCGUUCAUCAGAAAUUUCGCUCAACAAUUCAAUUCUGGGUGUGAUCAAUACUGAAAAUGCAACUUCACCAUACCUCAAAUCACUGCCAUCGACAACAUUAUUCCCAGUCCAUGCAUCCAAUACUUUGAAUUCUUUGUUAUCACGAUCACAUUGGCAAGUACCUGUUCUGCCAGAUUCUCAAUUAGAAACUGUCUUACUAGCAUCAAUCGAAAUGGCUAAACAUGGUGAAGAUAUUCAUUCACAAGAUUGUUUACAAUUUUAUUCGAAUGGUCUAAUUAAUUCUUUUCAGAAAAUAUUUCGUGAUGAUGCAGUUACUCGUUGGGAUUCACAUAUCUUACAUUUUAUUUAUGCUAAUUCUUUAUUGGCCAUUGAAUUAUGUUCCAUCAAAGCGAAAUCGGAUUGUCUAGCAAUAUUGGAAUUGGAAAGUAUUCUAUUUGAUCCUAAUGCACGAUUUCACACACGAAGUAUGAUUUCUACUAGUGUUACACAAGAAAUUCGUUUCGGUGUCCAUAGGAAUGUUGUAUGUCGAUUUGAAGAUAUAAUUAGAUUAUUGCCACAUGUAUCAAUAUUAAAUGAGCAUGAGAACACAUGUCAACAAUCAAUAGACGAGAAGAUGAAUUCCAUGAACAAGGAGGAGGAGCCUCAUGAUCCUUUAGUGGCAAGAAGCAAUACAACCGCACCAAAAGAAUAUUCUGUUCAUUGUACAAAUAAUCGUGAUGUACCUAUUCUAGUGGAUUUUAUUAAUCUAUUUGGACGAUUCAAUGGAUUUGAUCGAUUGAAAGAACGUUUCAAUGAAUUAGAUGACAGUUGGAAUCAGCAACAGCAGCAACAACAACAACAAGGUGAAUUGGUACAACAGCACGAUCAUCAACAACAACAACAACCUCAGACACGAUUCUUAUCAAUUAGUUUAAUACAUGCUUAUCUGUAUCCAUUUGCUUUAUGCUCGAAUUAUUUGCAUGAUUCGGUAAUUGAAGAAUAUUUCAAGCCAAUAAUGACCAUUGUUAUGAAUUAUUUAACUCAUAUAACUGAUGAUCAAAUUAAAUGUGAAACGAAAAAAGAAUUUCGUAAUAAAGAUGAUCUUGUCACAAGUUUGAAAUUUAUUUUAUGCACACUAACCAAACGUACUGUUACAUCAUCAUCCAUAGAAAAUGAUAUUGAAACCAUUGAAUUGCUUAGUUUAAAUUUAAUUUAUCGUUUAUUUCAGCUGUCUUCUUUCAAUGGUAAAAUGAACACUUUGAAUGAAUUGAUACGUUUAUUAGUUGAUAUUAAUUCAUUACGUAUUGGUCAAUGGAUUCGCGAUGUUCAGUUAUUAAAAUUAUUGCUUCGUGAAAAUCUGCAUCAAUUACAAUAUGUGGAGAAAGUCGAGGAGAUUAUACGUUUUAUGAUUAGAAAAUCAAUGUUAACACUGGAUGAUUUAGACAUGAUAUGGGAAUCACAAACUGGUAAACAUGAAACAAUCAUUAAAAAUAUAUUUCAUAUGUUAACACGUUUAACAUUAGAAUUUUCAAUGAAUCAACUAAAUUAUUUAUUUGAUUGUUUCAAGGUAUGCUUUUUCAUUUAUUGA
This is a messenger RNA of Schistosoma turkestanicum, 1602 nucleotides long. NCBI's taxonomy places the organism in Eukaryota, Metazoa, Platyhelminthes, Trematoda, Strigeidida, Schistosomatidae. The record is from the annotation of a GenBank genome assembly.